Leptonychotes weddellii (Weddell seal) is the source of this 9273-nucleotide messenger RNA. The record is from RefSeq and is a predicted model, not a curated record. Lineage: Eukaryota; Metazoa; Chordata; Mammalia; Carnivora; Phocidae.
AUGCCAAUCACUGAAACAGCAUCUUCUCUGCUGCCCCUUGUCUGUACUCUCAGAACAGCAGCUAGUGAAUCUUGGAAAGUUGUUUUUACUUUUCCAGGUUUUGCUCAAGCAAACCAGUUUAACUAUGGAGUUGAUAAUGCUGAGUUGGGAAACAGUGUGCAAUUAGUUUCUUCUUUCCGAUCAAUUUCUUGUGAUGUAGAAAAAGAUUCAAGUCAUUCAACUCAAAUUACGUGCUAUACUAGAGCAAUGCCAGAAGAUUCCUACACUGUGAGAGUCAGUGUGGAUGGGGUUCCUAUUACAGAAAGUAAUACCUGCAGAGGUCGCAUCAACAGCUGGGAAUGCACCUUCAAUGUAUAUGGGAAUCUCCUCUUUUACUUUUGGAUGAUCAAUCUUGUGCUUGCUUUCUUGCUGAAUUGGGCUUUUAUUUUCUUGCUACCUGGAGAUGCUUCUGACUUCAUACUGCAAUCAGCUUUAAAUGACCUCUGGUCUAUAAAACCAGAUACAGUUCAAGUAGUAAGAACACAAAACCCCCAAAGCUAUGUUUACAUGGUAAUUUUUAUAUCAACUCGAGGAGACUUUGAUCUGCUUGGUUAUGAAGUGUUUGAAGGGGACAAUGUCACACUGAAUAUUACAGAACAAAUCAAAGGAAAACCCAGUUUGGAUACAUUCACACUGAACUGGGAUGGGAUCACUUCUAAGCCUCUGACCGCUUGGUCAUCAGAAGCUGAAUUUCAGGCAGCCGUGGAAGAAAUGGUUACCGCCAAGUGUCCACCGCAAAUUGCAAAUUUUGAAGAAGGAUUUGUUGUGAAAUACUUUAGAGAUUAUGAAACUGAUUUUAACCUGGAACAUGUUAACAGAGGGAAGAAGACAGCUGAAACUGAUGCUUACUGUGGUCGGUAUUCCCUGAAAAGCCCAGCUGUUCUUUUUGACUCAGCAGAUGUUAAACCAAACAGACUACCAUAUGGAGACAUUUUAUUAUUUCCUUAUAAUCAGUUAUGUUUGGCAUACAAAGGAUUCCUGGCAAAUUAUAUUGCUCUGAAAUUCCAAUACCAAGACAGAAGCAAGUUUACUAGAAGCAAUGAUAUACAAUUUACAUAUAAUUUUACUAAUGGAAACAACUGGACCUAUGCGUGCAUAGACCUUCUGGACCUCAUACAAACCAAAUACACUGGGACAAAUUUUUCUCUUCAGAGGAUUGGUUUACAGAAAGUGUCAGAAUCACAGUCCUUCUAUGUAGAUGCAGUAUACAUUGGACAGACAUCUACAGUCUCGGCAUGGGAUGAAAUGCCAAAGAGAAGACUUCCAGCAUUAGCAAGUAAAGGGAUAUUUUUAAAGCACUUUCAGGUGAAUCACACCAAAAUUAAUGGAUCAAGUAUGACCAACCAAUAUUCUAUCACCAUGACUUCAUAUAAUUGCAGUUAUAAUAUACCCAUGAUGAGUGUGAGCUUUGGGCAGGAUCACCGGGCCAAUCUAGGAUAUUACCUUGAAAUCUUGCUGCAGGAGUAUAGGCUGAGUGCCUUCGUUGAUGUUGGUCUGUACCAGUAUAGAAAUGUUUAUACAGAACAGCAGACAGAAGAUGCAGUGAAUGAAGAACAAGUUAUCAGAUCCCAGUCGACAAUUGUCCAGGAAGUGCAGGUUAUAACAUUGGAAAACUGGGAAACAUCUAGUGCAACUAAUGAAGUUCAGAGGAUCACGGUAACCAGCCCGUGCGUGGAAGCUAAUUCAUGUUCACGCUACCAAUAUAGAUUAAUCUAUAACAUGGAAAAAACUGUACAUGGAUUAGGUUAUGCCUGGUCACCAUCAGUCUUAAAUAUAUCUGUGGGAGACACAGUGACGUGGCAUUGGCAAGCACAUCCAUUUCUUAGGGGAAUAGGAUAUAGGGUUUUCUCUGUAUCCAGCCCUGGAAGUGUAAUUUAUGAUGGCAAAGGAUUUACGAAUGGAAGAGAAAAAUCUGCAUCAGGUUCAUUUUCUUACCAAUUUACUUCACCUGGAACCCAUUAUUACAGCAGCGGGUAUGUUGAUGAGGCUUGCUCCAUUUUUCUCCAAGGAGUCAUUAAUGUUUUACCAGCUGAAACCAGGCACAUUCCCCUGCACCUGUUUGUGGGUAGCGCCGAAGCCACAUAUGCUCAGGGACCUGUGAAUUUGCACUUGGGGAGCUCUGUGGCAGGCUGCCUAGCAACAGAACCCUUGUGUGGCCCCAACAAUACCAGGGUUAAAAAUUCAGAUGGAUUGGUCUUUGAGCUUUCAAGUUGUUUUUCACCAUCUAUAAACAACAUUAGUCCAUCUGCUGGAACACGAAAUGAAUUGAUAACAAUUACUGGACAUGGCUUCAGUAAUCUCACAUGUGCUAAUAAGGUUACAAUUGGUAGCUACCCCUGUAUUGUAGAAGAAAGUAGUGACAGUUCGAUUAUAUGUCAUAUUGACCCUCAAAACUCAAUGGAUGUUGGCAUCAGGGAAAUUGUCACAUUAACUGUCUACAACCUGGGCACGGCUAUCAAUACGCUGUCCAAUGAAUUUGACAGGCGAUUUGUACUUUUGCCAAACAUCGACAUGGUGUUGCCAAAUGCAGGAUCAGCUACAGGAAUGACAAGAGUGACCAUAAAAGGCUCUGGAUUUGCAGUUUCUUCUGCAGGUGUAGAAGUCUUCAUGGGUAAUUUUCCCUGUAAAAUUCUAUCAGUAAGUUAUACAGUCAUCAAGUGUGAAACAUCUCCUGCUCCCCAACAGCUUGUGAAAGUGGAUCUUCUGAUACAUGGAGUGCCUGCCCAGUGUCAGGGGAACUGCAGCUUUUCAUACUUAGAAAGCAUCACUGCUGUUGUAACAAGAAUCUUCCCAUACUCUAUUGAGGGACCUGUAAAAGUUCUUAUUGAAGGAGAAGGUUUUGACACUACCUUGGAGGACAUUGCUGUUUUCAUUGGAAACCAACGGUUCAGAGCAGUAGAUGUUAAUGAAAAUAACAUCACUGUUCUUGUGAGUCCCCUCCCAGCUGGACUUCAUUCUCUUAGUGUUGUGGUGGGAAGUAAAGGCUUGGCUCUGGGAAACCUUACUGUUAGCAGCCCCGCGGUAGCAUCUGUCACACCAGCUUCUGGAAGCAUUGCUGGUGGAACUAUAUUGGUGACCACAGGAAAUGGCUUUUCCCCAGGCAAUACCACAGUCACUGUUGGGGAUGAACCUUGUGAAAUUAUUUCUGUCAACUCCAGUGAAGUCCACUGCUACACCCCAGCAGGGACAGCUGGAAGGGUCAGUGUGAAGAUCUUUGUUAAUGCAGUUGCCUAUCCACCUCUGUCAUUUACGUAUGCCUUGGAAGAUACUCCACUUCUCAGAGAAGUUGUCCCAAAUACAGGUCCACCAGGAACCAAAAUUCAAAUCACUGGAUCUAAUUUUGGUAUUGAUAUCUUGGACAUUUUGGUAAUGAUAGACAACAUUCUGUGUAACGUAACCAUGGUCAAUGAUAGCGUAUUGCAGUGCGUCAUUGGAGAUCAUGCUGGUGGCACUUUUCCUGUUACGAUGCAUCAUAAGACAAAAGGCUUUGCCGCGUCCACAGUUGUAUUUGAGUACCCACUUGCUAUUCAAAAUAUUCAUCCAAGCCAAGGAAGCUUCGGUGGUGGUCAGACCAUGACUGUGACCGGCACCGGGUUUAAUCCACAAACCUCAACUAUAUUGGUGUGUGGCUCAGAAUGUGCAGUUGACAGGCUUAAAUCUGAUCGCACAACACUAUUAUGUAAAAUUCCACGUAACGAUGGCAGAGGACCUGAGCAAGCCUGUGAAGUGAGUGUGGUCAAUGGGAAGGAUUUGUCACAGUCCACGACUCCUUUUACGUAUACCAUGUUACUGACUCCACUCAUCGCCGAAAUAUAUCCCAAGAGAGGCAGUACAGCAGGGGGCACGAGACUUACAAUCACAGGAUCAGGCUUCAGUGAAAAUAUGCAAGAUGUUCUCAUCACCAUAGCCGAAGCCAAAUGUGAUGUUGAGUAUUCCAACAAGACAUAUAUCAUCUGUAUGACAAAUGCCCACACCUCUUCAGGGUGGGCUCCAGUGUGUGUCAACAUCAGAAGCAUUGGCAUGGCCAGACUGGAUGAUUCUGACUUCCUGUAUAUUGAUGUUUGGUCCUCCAACUUCUCAUGGGGAGGAAAAUCUCCCCCAGAGGAAGGGUCUCUAGUUGUUAUUACAAAAGGACAGACAAUUUUGCUGGAUCAAAAUACACCUAUUCUGAAAAUGUUGCUUAUUCAGGGUGGGACUCUAAUAUUUGAUGAAGCUGACAUUGAACUGCAGGCAGAAAAUAUUCUAAUUACGGAUGGAGGCAUUCUUCAGAUUGGGACGGAAGCAUCCCCAUUUCAACACAGGGCAGUCAUUACUUUGCAUGGACACCUGCGAUCUCCCGAGCUCCCAGUAUAUGGCGCCAAAACUCUGGCCGUGCGAGAGGGAAUCCUGGAUCUGCAUGGUCUGCCUGUUUCUGUGAUCUGGACUCAUCUGGCUCAUACUGCAAAGGCAGGAGAAAGAACUUUGAUUUUACAAGAAGCAGUAACUUGGAAACCAGGAGAUAAGAUUGUAAUUGCAAGCACAGGUCACAGGCACAGUCAACAAGAGAAUGAAAAGAGGACCAUCGCAUCUGUAUCUGCCGAUGGCAUGAAGAUAAUGCUAACUGAGCCACUGAAUUACACACACUUAGGAAUCACUGUCAGACUCCCCGAUGGAACUCUGUUUGAAGCGAGAGCCGAAGUCGGAAUUCUUACAAGAAAUAUUUUAAUAAGAGGAUCUGAUAAUGUGGAGUGGAAUAUCAAAAUUCCAGCAUGUCCGGAUGGAUUUGACACUGGUGAAUUUGCUACACAGACAUGCUUCCAAGGAAAGUUUGGAGAAGAAAUAGGAAGUGACCAGUUUGGAGGCUGCAUUAUGUUCCAUGCUCCCAUACCUGGUGCUAACAUGGUAACUGGAAGAAUAGAAUAUGUAGAGAUAUUCCAUGCUGGCCAGGCUUUCCGGUUGGGGCGUUAUCCAAUACAUUGGCACCUGCUUGGAGAUUUACAGUUUAAAUCUUAUGUAAGAGGCUGUGCAAUUCACCAGGCCUAUAACAGAGCCGUUACUAUCCAUAACACACAUCAUCUGCUGGUGGAGCGGAAUAUUAUAUAUGAUAUCAAGGGAGGAGCAUUUUUUAUAGAAGAUGGUAUUGAACAUGGCAAUAUCUUGCAGUAUAACUUGGCAGUAUUUGUGCAGCAAAGUACCAGUCUUCUGAAUGAUGAUGUGACCCCCGCUGCAUUUUGGGUAACGAACCCAAACAACACCAUACGACACAAUGCAGCUGCUGGUGGCACUCACUUUGGCUUUUGGUACCGAAUGAACAACCACCCUGAUGGGCCAUCCUAUGACCGAAACAUUUGCCAAAAAAGAGUUCCUCUUGGAGAGUUCUUUAACAACACUGUUCAUUCUCAAGGUUGGUUUGGAAUGUGGAUAUUUGAAGAAUAUUUCCCCAUGCAGACAGGAUCUUGUACUUCUACAGUGCCAGUGCCUGCGAUAUUUAAUUCACUGACUACUUGGAAUUGUGAAAAAGGAGCUGAAUGGGUCAAUGGAGGUGCCCUUCAGUUCCAUAACUUUGUGAUGGUAAAUAAUUUUGAGGCUGGAAUUGAGACCAAAAGGAUUCUGGCUCCUUAUGUUGGAGGAUGGGGUGAAACCAAUGGAGCAGUGAUUAAAAAUGCCAAAAUAGUUGGGCAUCUCGAUGAACUGGGAAUGGGGUCUGCAUUUUGCACAAGGAAAGGCCUGGUUCUCCCAUUUAGUGAAGGCUUGACUGUAUCAUCUGUACACUUUAUGAACUUUGACCGUCCCAACUGUGUAGCUUUGGGAGUGACGUCCAUCACUGGAGUUUGUAAUGAGAGAUGUGGAGGCUGGAGUGCAAAAUUUGUUGACAUCCAGUAUUUUCACACACCAAACAAGGCUGGCUUUCGAUGGGAACAUGAAGUGGUACUGAUUGAUGUUGACGGUUCGCUUACAGGUCACAGAGGACACACCGUCAUUCCACACAGCUCACUGCUGGACCCUUCUCAUUGCACUCAAGAAGCCGAGUGGAGCAUUGGGUUCCCAGGGGCUGUCUGUGACACCUCAGUCAGCUUCCACCGUUUGGCAUUCAACAAACCUUCUCCAGUAUCUCUGCUUGAAAAGGAUGUGGUUCUCUCAGACUCUUUUGGCACAAGCAUUGUUCCCUUUCAGAAGAAACGACUGACUCAUAUGUCUGGAUGGAUGGCUCUGAUUCCAAAUGCAAAGCACAUUAACUGGUAUUUUAAAGAUGUAGAUCACAUAACCAACAUAUCUUAUACGUCAACAUUCUAUGGAUUUAAGGAAGAAGACUAUGUAAUCAUAUCUCAUAACUUCACUCAAAAUCCUGGUAAGUUUAAUGUUAUUGACAUGAGGAAUGGCUCUUCAAAUCCGUUGAGUUGGAAUACUAGCAAGAAUGGAGACUGGCACCUUGAAGCAAACACAAGUACUCUAUAUUACUUGGUGUCAGGAAGAAAUGACCUUCAGCAGAGCCAGCCCAUUUCUGGUACCCUGGAUCCUGAUGUGAAAGAUGUUAUUAUUAAUUUCCAAGCUUACUGCUGCAUUCUCCAGGACUGCUUUCCUGUACAUCCCCCAUCAAGAAAACCAAUUCCCAGGAAGCGACCAGCCACAUAUAACUUAUGGUCAAAUGAUUCUUUCUGGCAAUCAUCUCGAGAAAAUAAUUAUACCAUACCUCACCCAGGAGCAAAUGUAGUUAUUCCUGAAGGAACAUGGGUUGUAGCAGACACAGAUAUUCCACCAAUGGAAAGUCUCAUUAUUUGGGGAGUUCUAGAACUGGAAGAUAAACACACUGUGGGAGCUGCAGAGUCUUCUUACAGAAAAGUUGUUCUGAAUGCUACCUACAUAUCACUUCAGGGAGGUAGAUUGAUUGGUGGCUGGGAAGAUUACCCUUUUAAAGGAGAAUUACAGAUUGUUCUUAGAGGAAAUCAUUCUACUCCAGAGUGGGCUCUUUCAGAAGGACCAAAUCAAGGAUCAAAGGUCUUAGGGGUGUUUGGUGAACUGGAUCUUCAUGGAAUUCCACGUUCAAUAUAUAAAACUAAGCUCUCAGAAACUGCAGAGGCAGGUUCCAAAGUCCUGUCUCUAAUAGAUGCUGUGGAUUGGCAGGAGGGAGAAGAGAUUGUGAUAACAACCACAAGCUAUGAUUUCCACCAGACAGAAACUAGAAGUAUCGUUAAAAUCCUGCAUGACCAGAAAAUUCUCAUUCUCAAUGAUACCCUUUCCUACACUCACCUUGCUGAAAGAUACCAUGUUCCUGGAACAGGUCAGAGCUAUACAUUAGCAGCUGAUGUUGGAAUACUGAGUAGGAACAUCAAAAUACUUGGUGAAGAUUAUCCAGGUUGGUUCAAGGAAUCUUUUGGCGCACGUGUCCUGGUCAGCUCAUUCACUCAGAAUAUGAUGACAUUUAAAGGAAAUGCAAGGAUAAGUAACGUGGAAUUUUAUCACAGUGGUCAAGAAGGCUUCAGGGAUAGCAUGGAUCCAAGAUACGCCGUAACAUUUCUUAACUUAGGACAGAUUCAAGAACGUGGCUCAUCCUAUAUUCGAGGCUGUGCCUUUCACAAUGGCUUUUCCCCAGCGAUUGGUGUGUUUGGGACAGAUGGAUUGGACAUAGAUGACAACGUCAUUCACUUUACAGUGGGGGAAGGUAUAAGAAUAUGGGGGGAUGCCAACAGAGUUCGAGGAAACUUGGUUGCACUUUCAGUUUGGCCAGGAACCUACCAAAACAGAAAAGAUUUAAGUUCAACUCUCUGGCAUGCAGCAAUUGAGAUAAACAGAGGGACCAAUACAGUCUUACAAAAUAACGUCGUGGCUGGAUUUGGAAGGGUGGGAUACCGCAUUGAUGGUGAACCUUGCUCAAGUCAGUCUAAUCCCAUGGAAAAGUGGUUUGACAAUGAAGCCCAUGGAGGUUUGUAUGGUAUUUAUAUGAACCAAGAUGGCCUUCCUGGGUGUUCUCUUAUACAGGGAUUUACCAUUUGGACAUGCUGGGAUUAUGGAAUUUAUUUUCAGACCACAGAGAGUGUGCAUAUCUAUAAUGUGACUCUGGUUGACAAUGGGAUGGCCAUUUCUUCAAUGAUUUACAUGCCAGCUGCUGUAUCUCACAAGAUUUCCAGUAAAACAGUGCAGAUUAAGAGUGCAUUAAUUGUUGGAAGUAGCCCUGGAUUUAAUUGCUCUGAUGUCCUAACUAAUGAUGAUCCCAAUAUUGAACUUUCUGCUGCCCAUCGGAGUGCUAGACCUCCAUCAGGUGGGAGAAGUGGGAUUUGCUGGCCUACCUUUGCUUCAGCACAUAACAUGGCACCCCGGAAGCCCCAUGCAGGGCUCAUGAGCUACAAUGCCAUUAGUGGCCUUCUGGAUAUCUCAGGUUCAACAUUUGUUGGAUUUAAGAAUGUUUGUUCAGGUGAAACUAAUGUGAUAUUCAUUACUAACCCUUUAAAUGAAGACUUACAGCAUCCAAUCCAUGUGAAGAACAUACAGCUGGUUGAUACUACUGAACAAUCAAAAAUAUUCAUACAUAGGCCUGAUAUAAGUAAGGUGAAUCCAGCUGAUUGUGUAGACAUGGUUUGUGAUGCCAAAAGGAAAUCUUUUCUUAGAGAUAUGGACGGCUCUUUUCUGGGAAAUUCUGGUUCAGUGAUACCUCAAGCAGAAUAUGAGUGGAAUGGAAAUAGUCAAUUUGGAAUUGGAGACUACAGGAUUCCUAAGGUGAUGCUCACAUUCCCAAAUGGAAGUAGAAUUCCUGUCACUGAGAAAGCACCUUACAAAGGAAUUAUUAGAGAUUCAACCUGUAAAUACAUUCCACAAUGGCAGAGCUAUCGGUGUUUUGGGAUGGAGUAUGCAAUGAUGGUUAUUGAAAGCCUGGAUUCUGACACAGAAACUCGAAGACUCUCACCGGUGGCUGUAGUGAGCAAUGGUUAUGUUGAUCUCAUUAAUGGCCCACAGGAUCAUGGCUGGUGUGCUGGAUACACAUGCCAGAGAAGGCUGUCCCUGUUUCAUAGCAUUGUGGCGCUGAACAAAUAUUAUGAAAUUUACUUCACUGGCACUAGUCCUCAGAAUCUUCGACUGAUAUUGCUUAAUGUUGACCAUAAAAAGGCUGUGGUGGUAGGAAUAUUUUUUCCCACGCUUCAGCGUUUGGAUGUCUAUGUGAACAAUGCAUUGGUUUGCCCCAAAAAUACAGUAUGGAACCCUCAACAGAAAUACUGUGAACCUAAAAGACAUCUGUACACAGGUAUUUCCUCAGAAAAAUAA